GUUCUGUGAUUCCUUAUUAAAUUUAUAUUGAGUUUUGCUAAAACAAAGCCUUUUGCUGAGAAAAUGUAAUUACUUUUCAUACAAGUUUGUUUUGGUAGUAUUAUAUUAAUUUUAUGUAUUAUAUAUACACAUAGUUUUAGACAUGGGUGGAUGCAGAUGUUCUUAUAAAAACUGCACAAAUACAACAAAAACUACAGAAAAUGUACAUUUCUUCCAUUACCCCGUUAAGCACAAAGAACGGUGUAAAGUAUGGAUUGAAAAUGCAAAUAAACCACAGUUUUGUGAUUUAGAAGAAGAUCAGUUAAGAAAUAAAGUGAUAUGUGAAGUACACUUUGAAGAUAAAUGGUUUCCAAACUGCCAAAAAAAACGUUUGUUACAAGGCGCAAUACCUACUUUAGAUGGCGAUUGUAAAACAGAACCUAUUUCCGAACCUUCAGAAACACCAUUAUAUUUAUCAUCUCAUUUACAAGAUGUCCAAGUAUUACCUGCUAACGCUGAUGGCACCAUAUUUGUUUUAGAUACGGAUGCAAUAUUCAAUAGAUCACAGAAAAUUGAGUCUUACCUAUACAAAAAUGGUGAUAUUGUGCCUACAAAUUCUAAGCCGUCAAAGCAAAUCGUAACCUCAAAACCUUCAACAAGCACUGAGAAUAAUGCUAUAUUUUCUACUUUUAAAAAUGAAAUUUUACCAAAUUCUUCAAGAACAUUUGAUGAAAGAACAAACGAAGGAGUAGAUGCACAUGAUUUUAGAACUGUAGUAAAAAAGGAAGUCCCAGAAUAUCAUGAAAACGUGCUAAAUAAAACAUUAAUGCAUCAAAUUUCCCCACAGAACAUGGUGCAUGAGAUAGAAACUAUGCAGUAUGAGCAUCAACGGCAAGAUUUGGUCUAUGAAGAAUCGGAUACAGAUAAUCAUCAGAAAAGAUCAGUGUCUCGGUCAGUUAAUACGAAAAAUAUACCAAAAAGUGUCAUUGAAAAGUCGGUUUCAAGGAAUUACCUACGUAAAAUAAAACAGCACAGUAGAGAUAUUGCAUCCAUUAAGAGGAUGUUGAAGCAAAAAGCGUUCAUGGAUACUAAACCGGAUGUUAAUAUUUUGUUGAAUUCAAUGAAAGAACAAUUACCUCCAACAUUUUUUACUAUCUUGAACUUAAAUUUGAACAACAAAUACGAUUUGACAGACGAUGAUAUUGACUUUUUCACAACUAUUCACAAAACGUCACCGCAACUUUAUCAGAUGUUAAUUGAAAAAUAUAAUUGGAAUUUACCUUGCGUAGAUAUCGUAGAAGAAACUACCAUGGAGUAAAACAUAUUUUAAGAUCUACUUUAGCAUGUUAUUACCAAUCAUGAUUGUAAAGGUGUAUUGAAAUAAAUUUAUCUUCUUA
Molecule: messenger RNA, 1376 nt
Organism: Anoplophora glabripennis (Asian longhorned beetle)
Lineage: Eukaryota; Metazoa; Arthropoda; Insecta; Coleoptera; Cerambycidae
Exons: 2
Coding region: 143-1297 (384 amino acids)
Molecular function (GO): sequence-specific DNA binding
Source: RefSeq, a predicted model, not a curated record